Molecule: messenger RNA, 2007 nt
Organism: Athalia rosae (coleseed sawfly)
Lineage: Eukaryota; Metazoa; Arthropoda; Insecta; Hymenoptera; Athaliidae
Product: L-lactate dehydrogenase-like
Exons: 5
Coding region: 392-1411 (339 amino acids)
Biological process (GO): carboxylic acid metabolic process
Cellular component (GO): cytoplasm
Molecular function (GO): L-lactate dehydrogenase (NAD+) activity
Source: RefSeq, a predicted model, not a curated record
AGGGCAUUUCGAACGCGAAUUUCCGCCAACUACGACGCGCCGUGAAUUAACCGCUGGAGUCCAUUUAACGUUCGCAUUCUUAUCAUUGACUAUUCGAGUUCACGAUAACUUGUUCCCGUUCAUCGAUUCAACGCUCGAGUUUUACAAGCAAGUUUUCAAUUCGUACCGCCAAACCGCCGAACUCGAUGGUGGGGAUAUAGGAGAAACGACACAAGGGGGAAAGUGAAAAUAGAACCGUAUAAAAGAAGGAGGUAAGGUCACCUUGGGAAACAUAGUCCUGCGAGUUGUCAAACGGUCAAGGCGUUCCGAGACACCGGCGUCCAGUUAAGCUCCUAUAAUAUAAUUUCGGAUUCGGGACAUCGUCGAAUUCAACGUCGAUUAACCAAAAACAAUGACAUCGAUCAAGGAGAGGCUGUUGGAAACGGUCGUGGAACCCGUCAAGGUCGGGAGGAAUAAAAUCACCGUCGUAGGGGUGGGUCAGGUCGGCAUGGCCUGCGCUUUCAGCAUCCUGACAAACAACGUGUCCAGCGACGUCGCGCUGAUAGACGUUAUGGCGGACAAGCUCAAGGGAGAAAUGAUGGACCUGCAGCACGGCAGUUCGUUUUUGCGAAAUGCCCGAAUAACGGCUAGCACAAAUUACGAAGCAACCGCCGAUUCGACGAUCUGCAUAGUGACCGCGGGCGCUCGUCAACGCGAGGGUGAAACUCGCCUCGAUCUCGUCCAGAGGAACACCGAUAUAUUCAAAGGCAUUAUUCCGAACCUGGUGAAGUACAGCCCCAACACAACCCUCCUCAUCGUAUCGAACCCCGUCGAUAUCCUUACCUACGUGGCAUGGAAACUGUCCGGAUUGCCGAAGAACCGCGUCAUCGGAAGCGGCACUAAUCUGGAUUCGGCACGUUUCCGCUUUUUGAUGUCCCAAAGAUUAAAUAUCGCUCCUACCUCCUGCCACGGAUGGGUGAUCGGCGAACACGGUGACACCAGCGUAACGACUACCUCGCGUCUAGUUCCUGUUUGGUCAGGGGUGAACAUAGCCGGCGUGCGUCUCCGCGAUCUCUGCGAAGAAGUCGGCACCGAUCACGAUCCGGAAAAUUGGGGAGAAAUUCACAAACAGGUGGUCGACAGCGCGUACGAGGUCAUCAAGCUGAAGGGAUACACCUCUUGGGCGAUAGGACUCAGCAUCUCAAACCUGGCGCAAUCGAUACUCAGAAAUUCUAGCUCGGUCCACGCGAUUUCCACUCUUGUUAAAGGGAUGCACGGGAUAACCGAGGACGUUUUUCUCUCGCUUCCAUGCGUCCUGGGUGAGAACGGAGUGACGCGUGUGGUCCAACAGCAAUUGACGGAGGAGGAAAGAUCGCUGUUGCAAAAAUCCGCCGAGACGAUGCACAAGGUUCAAUUGAGCCUGAAGUUUUAACGAUGAAGAAUUUUAUCGAUUUAAGGGCGCGUUAGAGAUCCUGGAUAACGCGUUAUCGAAACACUGCAGAACACACGUCUCUGUAGCUUUUGAUACGAAGUAUUAUAUUUUAUUUUUCGAUCAUCGUUCCUGCGACGACAAUUCGUUUUUUUUUUUUUUUCAUUCAGUUGCAUUUUAUUUAUUACAUAAAAAUUUGUACGAGUGCGAUUCGCUUUUCAUUUCAUAAUCAGCGGUAGUUUUUUUUUUUCUCUUCGCAUUUUCUGUAUCCCAAUGUACGCUGCCAUUCAUGUAUUCGUUUCAUUUAAUAAAUCCUGUUAGCCUUAUCGUAUUUUCUUAACGACAUAUUUUCACCCACAUCGAAUACGCGAUUCGAAAUUUACGUCCAACUGAAAAUUCUGUACGUGCCAAUCGCUGCGAUAUUCGUAAGGAAUUUAAAAAAAAAGUAUUAUCACUGUUGUCUUUACUACGCUUGAAAUUUAUUGAAAAAUCUUCAAGCUUUUCGAUUCCUCGAUGUCUCUCAUAUGUGUGUAUGUGUAGAAAAAAAUAUAUAUCUUAUUCUCAUUGAUUGCAAAAUAAAUGUUCUAUAAUUGCACAAA